Molecule: messenger RNA, 483 nt
Organism: Mizuhopecten yessoensis (Yesso scallop)
Lineage: Eukaryota; Metazoa; Mollusca; Bivalvia; Pectinida; Pectinidae
Exons: 5
Coding region: 36-419 (127 amino acids)
Source: RefSeq, a predicted model, not a curated record
ACUUCAACGACUAUAUCAAGUUUGUCAGGGUGGAAAUGUUGGACCACUUUGGGGAGGAGCAUUUCUGUCCACUUACUAUUUUUAAGGUGUUAGGUGUACUGGUGGAGUAUGACGCCUACAUGGGUCAGCAGAUUGACGACACUGCCUCAGACAUGGACUCUGCUAUGGUCAGUGAUGUAGAAGACCUGAACGGUGACUCAGAUGGACCGAAAAACCUCUUUGCCAGCGCUAAAGGUAACACAGUUUAUGUAGUAAUAGACCCCACAUCAGCUACUAGUGUAGUAAUAGACCCCACAUCAGCUACUAGUGUAGUAAUAGACCCCACAUCAGCUACUAGUGUAGUAAUAGACCCCACAUCAGCUACUAGUGUAGUAAUAGACCCCACAUCAGCUACUAGUGUAAUAAUAGACCCCACAUAACCACAUCAGCUACUAUAGUGUAGUAAUAGACCCCACAUCAGCUACUAGUAUAGUAAUUGACCCC